CUUCAUAACAUUAUUUCACUGAAUUCUCUUCUUCCAUUCUUCAAACAUCAUUCUCUGAUCAUUUUCUCGCAUUUUCUGUCGUUUUCUCGCCGAUUUUCCUUCGCUGUCGCUUCUCCUCAUUUCUCUCAGAGGUUCGAGUCCUUUGAGAGAAAGAGGUACAGGACAAGGAUUGUGCUACAAACAUUUAUUGGAGUCUAGUAAAAUUGCUUGGUGAGCUUUUGUUUGAAUAGAUGGAAGUUGCAAAAUUCAAGGCCCCUGACACUACAGAUGUCAUGAGAGCAAAAGACGGAGUAGAUAACAUCAUCAGAGAAGCAAUUGGAAAUCAACCUUUCUUUUAUUUUCCAACAAGGGUCGGUGACAGCCCAGGACAGUUGGUUCAAUUACUUCAUACUUUUGAUCAGCAAGAAUAUCCAGGGUGGCCUUUGCUCUAUCCUCUGAAGGCCCCGUCGGACAAAUGUGAGAAGUGUCCUCAAGAGUUUUGCUCCACCAUUAACUAUAGAAGACAUUCACCUCUACAUCACCGAUUCAAAAAGCUUGACAAGGACACUUCAAAAACUAGAGAUUUCCUAGGGGCAUAUUGGGAUAAGCUCUCUGUAGAAGAAGCAAAGGAAGUUGUAUCAUUCGAAAAUGUGAUGCUGGAGGGAGUUCCAGGGUCUUCAAUUUUGGAUACUUUGACGACUCUUACUCAAAAACAAGGAUUUUUUUUACUUCCGCCGUGUUAUCUGAGGGCUGGUGCUGCCCUAUUGGAUAUUCUUGAAUCUAAACCUUCAAGUUUUCCCAUACCUUCCCAUGAGCUGUUCAAUAUCCUUGAUGAUGCUAGUGAAGGAACAUUUUUAUUGGGGACAGCAGCGUCCAUGCAAAAAUAUAUUUUUCUUGGAGGGGAUGAAAAAAUUGGUCUUGAACCCAAAAAUGUAGUUGCUUGCACAAGCUUCUUGCUCGAACAGAUAUUGGUUAAGGCAUGGCUUGCCGACAAGGAUGCUGAAGCUCUGAGGUGCCAGAAGCAAUUGGUGGACGAGGAAGAAGCUGCUAAGAAAAGACAAGCUGAAGUUUUGAAGAGGAAACGCGAGAAAAAGAUUAGACAAAAAGAACAGAAGGCUAGGGAACAAAGUCACAAGCUUAAGGUAGAAACUAAAGGGAAUGUUGACACUACAGUGAAGACUUUAUCAUCAGCAGAAAAAUCUUUGGAUACAUAUGAUGUUGAAGCUCAAAAUCCAGAGUUUGCAAAUAAUGCUCCUUCACAUGUACCUUUUCAACGCCCUGACGUCAAUGAAGAAAAAUAUGGGGAUACUCAGUCAGGAAAUGCGUUUGGUUCCGAUCAGAUUAUUGGACAGCCAGAACGUGAACUGGAUCGUCCGUGCAGAGCAAUUGCAAGAUGGCAAGAGCUGCCAAAACCCCCCCAGCACACCGUUGUCAGUGAUCUGCAUACAAAGAAGAAUCCUCCAAUUUCAAAGCCUGAAGUCGUUCAGCAAUAUGGAACCCGCGAUUAUCAGAGGGAAGAUACUAUAGUUAAUACUGCUGGUAAAGCAUGGCUUGACAAGCCAAAACCUGAAACUGACAGGAUGGUUUUAAAAACCGGAGCGAAGAUCAAAGCUGACCUAGUUAAGAAUCAUGAUGUUUUGAUAGGAUCUAUCCCAGUCAAUUUAGUCAAGAAUCCUGAAGUUUUGAUAGGAUCUAUACCUGUCAAUCUAGUUAAGAAUCCUGAAGUUUUGAUCGGAUCUAUACCUGUCAAUCUAGGCAAGUGCAGCAAAUCAGUAGGUAAUGGGGUGGCAUCUCAAGAAAAAUGUUUGAUUGAGAAUGUGGAAAAGCUGAGUAAUUCUCAGGAUAAGCCAAAGAAACCUGAUUUUGUUAAGACUGGAAAUGACCAAUCAACAGUUAAGCUUUCGACACCAGUUAGUCAGUUUGAAACUAAAGAUCUAUUUCCAGUUCAAAGUCCUGAGGCAGAAGUUGAUGCAGUUAAUAGAGGUGAAGGUUUUCAAAACUUGUCAAAGUUGUCUAGUUAUGGUAGUGAUAUUGGUUUUGAAAAUAAAAUCUCCAAUCCAGAGGGUAGAGUAGAUCCAGGAAAAGUCCAGUUUUCCAGCCAGGCUGCAAAAGCCUUUCUUGCACAAAGAUGGGAAGAAGCUAUGUCAUCAAGUCAUGUGAAGUUGGUUGUUUCGCUUGACGCUGAAUCUCCUGGGAGCCACAAGAUACAGGAUUUGAAGGUAGCAGCAUGUGAAUCUUCUGAUGUUGAUAGAUGCAGCAACAUUCUGGCAAACGAAGAGAACAAGUCACUGUCAACCACCAAAGCUUCGAAAUCCAAACGCAGUGGGAAGUCUAAAACAGGAACCAAUUACAAGUAUAUUCCGAAAGAGAACACAACCUAAUACUAAAGUAGCAAAUUAAAUUAUAUAGUUAUACAGAUAGGCACAGAUCGACUUAGUUGCCGUUUUUUAAGCAGAGUUUCACCAGAUUAGCAGAGUUUUGCCAGAUGAUGGUAGAUUUUUCCGGUGAGUCUUUUUAUAUUGCGACCCAUUUAUAUCUGCCAGACAAUGGUAGAUAUAGCAUCUACCGGACCAUGGUAGAUAUAGCAGGAUUUGGUAGACAAGUUCGUUUUACUUGUGGAGUUUUUAGCAAAAUUUGUGUUAAAGUUUGCUUAGUUACUUUAAAGAUAAUAUUUUUUUUGUUAUUUCUAUUGAGCUCAUUGCUUAUCGUUUAUACUAGGCAAGGUUUAUUUAUUUAUUUAUUUUUUUCCCCCUUUUGACAUAA
Messenger RNA from Medicago truncatula (barrel medic), 2742 nucleotides. RefSeq lists its product as uncharacterized. The record is from RefSeq and is a predicted model, not a curated record. NCBI's taxonomy places the organism in Eukaryota, Viridiplantae, Streptophyta, Magnoliopsida, Fabales, Fabaceae. Bases 231 to 2360 code for a protein of 709 amino acids. The transcript is spliced from 11 exons.